Aspergillus wentii DTO 134E9 is the source of this 780-nucleotide messenger RNA. RefSeq lists its product as uncharacterized. The transcript is spliced from 4 exons. NCBI's taxonomy places the organism in Eukaryota, Fungi, Ascomycota, Eurotiomycetes, Eurotiales, Aspergillaceae. The record is from RefSeq and is a predicted model, not a curated record. The coding region runs from base 128 to 454 and encodes 108 amino acids.
GGCAAUCAAGGGAGGAUAAAUGCCAAACAAACACGUACAUAUUUCCAUCCCUCUCCAGCCUGGAAUUUAAACACUCCACGCCCCUUCUUCUUCUCACCACCUAUCUGUCUCUACUUAUUCAAGCACCAUGCAGACCCUCAAAUUUACCCUCUUGAGCGCCAUGCUCUUUUCGUCGUCGAUUCUGGCGGCUCGUUCAAACACGACGACGAUUGGACUCGAUCUCGAGGAGAAAAAACGCGGCCUCAACAGUCCACCUGGCCGAUGUCCGGCUCUUGAAGUACCCUUGGAUGAUUGUGCUUCGGUGGAGCAAGAAAAAGUGCAUACCGUCGCAAUAAACAAAAAGUGUCUUUUCUUCACAGGCCCUCUCUGCACCGGCCGAACAGCGACGCUUGCUCCAGGCGAGCACAACUCCAAAGACCCCGUUCCCAUCGAAAGCGUGUAUUGUCCGAAAUAGAGAGGAGGGAGUCAGUCAGUAUCUGCAGAUAUAAUACAUUUAAUGAAUCUUCUUUCUCAAUUCCAAGAUUCUCUUGCUUCCUUCUUCAAACGAUUCCUUCGAUAUCUUUUCAUGCUUCAAUCCAUCGACCAACGCGUCAACAACCUUCUGUCCCUGUGACACGUCUCGUGCCGAGGCGAGGAUGAUAUCCAUUCCUGCCUGCGUCGCGAGAACAGCUCGAGCAGCAUCAUCUCCGAAUUCUUUCAACGCACCAGCCUCGAUGGCAUCGCUAAUCGUAACUCCCUUGAAUCCAAUACGCUCUCGUAGUUCUUUCAGCCACGCACUGC